Punctularia strigosozonata HHB-11173 SS5 is the source of this 2770-nucleotide messenger RNA. RefSeq lists its product as uncharacterized. The transcript has 5 exons. Lineage: Eukaryota; Fungi; Basidiomycota; Agaricomycetes; Corticiales; Punctulariaceae. The record is from RefSeq and is a predicted model, not a curated record. Bases 709 to 2598 code for a protein of 629 amino acids. Gene Ontology annotation, biological process: transmembrane transport. Gene Ontology annotation, cellular component: membrane. Gene Ontology annotation, molecular function: myo-inositol:proton symporter activity.
UUCGAUCAACUACACGCGACGACCUUAGCCGCGCGGGGAUGGUCCGAACCCGCCGUGGUCGGUCCAAGGCAGAAUAUCGAGGCUUGCAAGGCGGGCGGUCUGUCCAGACUGAGCCCGGGGCUCAUCGUUCUCCGCAACGGGGGACCUGCUUAAUCCGGGGGAAGCUUCCCCGGACGAGGUCAUGGGUUCGCGGGCAAUGUGUGGCAAGCGCAAGAAGCCAUCAAUUCAAACAGUGAUAUGGGGUUCUCGUCCUGUUCGUUCAGGUACGCGCAGGCUACGUGUUGGUACGCUCCAUCGAUAUCGGUCGACGCAGAGCGCAGGUGGCAAGCCAGCGUCGAGCGCGUACACAUCGUACACCGCACUCGCCCCGUCAGAGGGGAACGUUCGCCAUCCGUCUUAUCACCUACGUGUGCGCAGAAGAGUCUGUGGCACCGCGCUGCGACGGGUUUGGCUGCAAGAAUGGCAGGACCAGCGACGUUUCUCAUGCGAUGGCUUCGGACCGAUCAUUUGUGGCCCCCUUUUCUUCUGCUGCUUCUGCGAUGCGCGAUGCGCCUGAGCCUUGCCAUUUUUCGCCUCUGCACCCCGCCACGAUAAAUAGCCCACGCCCGCUUCCCCGCAUGCCAGAGCUUCCCUGCUCCUCUUCCCCGCCUCUUCUCUCCGUCCUCCUGCCGACCGCCGCGGCCGAAGCCAGCAGCAGCAGCCGCAGAGAUGUCCUCGCCCUCCCCCACCACCGAGAAGCCGGACCCGACCACCUCCCACUUCGAGGUCACCGACCACGUUGACCUCAACAACAACGUCUCCGCCCGCAUCCAGAACCCGCUCUCCCACAUCCCCAAGGCCCAGCUCCUUGCCGACGUCGACGCCUUCGCCCGGGAGAAUGACCUUUCCGACAAGGUCGAGUUGCUUCGCAAAGGCGCCCUCGUCGGGCAGAACCCUGCCGCGUUUGAGCGCAUCCCCGAGCUCGACGACGCGGACAAGGAGGCUCUCAGGAGAGAGACCACCCACAAAUGGAGCCAGCCCUGGUCUCUCUAUUUCACCAUCAUCCUGUGCUCCGUCGGUGCCGCCGUGCAGGGAUGGGACCAAACGGGCUCCAACGGCGCCAAUCUCUCCUUCCCCCAGGAGUUUGGCAUCGCCGGCAAGGGCAAGGACGAGUGGAUCGUCGGCGUCAUCAACGCCGCUCCCUACAUCUCUUCUGCCCUCCUCGGUUGCUGGAUGAGCGACCCGAUAAACCGGCUGCUCGGCCGUCGGGGCGCCAUCUUCAUUAGUGGCAUUUUCUGCUUGUUUUCCGUCAUCGGCUCGGGGGUCUCCCAGACGUGGGAGCAGCUCCUCGUCACCCGCCUUUUGCUCGGCCUCGGCAUGGGCUGCAAGGCCUCCACCGUGCCCAUCUUCUGCGCCGAAAACUGCCCUGCCAACGUCCGCGGCGGCCUCGUCAUGUCCUGGCAGAUGUGGACUGCCUUCGGCAUCCUCCUCGGCUUUUGCGCCAACCUCAUCCUCUACCAGGUCGGCCCCAUCGCCUGGCGCCUCCAGCUCGGCUCCGCCUUCAUCCCCGCCAUCCCGCUCGUCAUCGGUGUUUACAUGUGCCCCGAGUCACCGCGCUGGUACAUUAAAAAAGGUCGCUACCACGACGCCUUCCGCUCCCUUUCCCGCCUUCGCAACACGGAGCUCCAGGCCGCCCGGGACCUGUACAUGAUCCACGCCCAGCUCCUCGAAGAGUCCCAGUUCCUGUCCGACUCGACCUACGUCAAGCGCUUCGUCGAGCUCUUCACCAUCCCCCGCGUCCGCCGCGCCACGCUCGCCUCCUUCACCGUCAUGAUGGCCCAACAGAUGUGCGGCAUCAACAUCAUCUCCUUCUACUCCUCCACCAUCUUCUCCUCCGCCGGCUACUCCACCCGCGACUCGCUCAUCGCCUCCUUCGGCUACGGCCUCAUCAACUGGACCUUCGCCUUCCCCGCCGUCUGGACCAUCGACACCUUUGGCCGCCGCAACCUCCUCCUCUUCACCUUCCCCAACAUGGCCUGGUGCCUCCUCGCCGGCGGCUUGGCCUUCUUGAUCCCCGAGACGGAGCCCAAGACCCGCGUCGGCAUCAUCGCCAUGUUCGUCUACAUCUUCACCGCGUUCUACAGCCCGGGCGAAGGCCCCGUCCCGUUCACCUACUCGGCCGAGGUCUUCCCGCUCUCCCACCGCGAGGUCGGCAUGUCCUGGGCCGUCGCCACCUGCCUCUUCUGGGCCGCCGUGCUCUCCAUCACCUUCCCGCGCAUGCUCACCGUCAUGGGCGGCACCGGCGCUUUCUGCUUCUACGCCGGCUUGAACGUGUGCGCGUUCUUCAUGAUCUUCCUCUGGUGCCCGGAGACCAAGCAACGCACGCUCGAAGAACUCGACUACGUCUUCGCCGUACCCACGCGCAAGCACAUGUCGUACCAGGUCUUCACCUUCGCGCCCUACUGGUUCAAGCGCUACGUGUUCCAAGACAAGACCGCGCGCCUCCCCCCGUUGUACCACUUUGAGCAGGAGGAGGAGGACGCUGCCGCUGCCGCAGCAGCAGCAGCGGAAGUCGUCCCUACCGCGGCCUUCACCGACGACAAGAAGGAGAAGGUAUGAUGAGCCCCUGCAGCUCUGAUGUUACCGUUACCCGGACGAUACCUUAUAAUCUGUUUCGAUGGGUAUCCGAUGGGCUUGUAUUACUCUACACGACUUCACGCCUUGUUGUUGCGACUCUUUGUAUCCAUAAUCUUGACGAAUUUUCACGCGAGGACCGCCAUCCUCUUUCACA